Messenger RNA from Stylophora pistillata, 2696 nucleotides. RefSeq lists its product as uncharacterized. NCBI's taxonomy places the organism in Eukaryota, Metazoa, Cnidaria, Anthozoa, Scleractinia, Pocilloporidae. Gene Ontology annotation, molecular function: kinase activity; ATP binding. The record is from RefSeq and is a predicted model, not a curated record.
CCUCUGUGGUCUAGUGACGUCACGCCCACAACUUUAGAGUAUAUAAAAACAUGGCGUCACGACUCCCUCGCACUGGGUUGAGAGUCCAUUCAAGAUUUUUCUGCUUUCGGUUUCCGCGUUCUUGCCUAUAUAAAGCUCUUGUUCGCUUUUAUACUUCCAGAUUUAUGUCAGGAGACAUGAAAGAUCUUAACGGAGUGGAGACGAAGGAAGAAAGUAUCUCCAGCUUCUACCUCGAUGCCCAAGAGACGAAACUUAUGGAGAGUAAGUGGAAGCGAAGGUUUCUGUACACGCAAUAUCGUUGUGAUGCGAUUUUCGUUUUGGGCCCUAUGGGAGCAGGGAAGACUACUGUUAUAAAUGACGAGUUUAAGACCCAUUCAGUUUUCAGGAAUUACGCGUAUGUAGACACAGACGAAAUCAUGGGAAUGUUGAAAGGAUUUGAGUCAAACAAGGUAGAGGAAUAUUAUCCAGUCGCUCGUAACAUUGCUAUUCAUCUUACCGACUGGAUCUUGGAGCAGAAGAUCAGCUUUGUAGCAGAAGGAACAUGUGUUAAAUAUUUGGAGCUAAUAGAUUAUAUGAAUCGCUUAAAAUCAGUAGGCUAUCAUGUCCGCGUGAAACGUUUGCCCAGAGUUCCUUUGGACACAGUUCUCGAAAGAGCUAAACGACGAAAAAAUCGAUUAAUUCCUGAUCACGUUGUGGAGUCGAUUUUGGAAGGAUCUAACCUUGGAAUAGAAAAACUGUACCAGUCUAAUAAGAUAGAGUCUCUGUUUGAGGAUAUGGAUGAACAAGAGAGAAAUGAAGAGUUAAGACCAGCCGCUUCAUUAGAAAUUCCAUCACCAACGGCUUAAAACCUCGUCCUUUACAAUAUGGGCAACAAGCACUUCAAGUCAAGAGGGAAGUGUCUGUUUCUGUCUUCUUAAAGGUUGCAAGUGGCCUUUUUCGUUGUUCGUGAUUUUGUUUUUGAGUGACAGGAACAUGGCGGAGGACAAUAUGUUUGGUAAAAGCAUCGUUCAUUGUUUACAAACAUUAACGCCAUAGCCACAUGGAACGAAAAUAAAUUGUAAAAUCACAAUCAACCAUAAUGCAUGCAGGAAUUGUAAACCGUCAAAGUCUUGGACAUCCUGUAAAGCUAAUUUGGCUAUUUGUUCUUCAGACUUUGCAAGUGCAUCCUAACUUCACGAAGUACAGCUUAAGUCAAUCAUUGAUCACUGAUUGAUUUAUAAAGAAUUUACAAUUUUUUUUAAAAUUUUAUUGUCAAUAGAAAUAUUUGAUGUAGUCAUAACAUAACGAGAGACAGUUAUUGCAUCGGUGCAAUGCUAUUCUUGAAUUAUUUCACUCCUUCUGAAAUACCAACCUUAAAGAAAGAUUAGGAUCAGUGCUCUUUUGGUUGAUCUGAGCAACAUUUUUAUUCACUUCUUGUUUUGGUCGAGGUCAUCAUAGCUAAUAGCAUCAUUUAACUGUGUUCCAAACCCUCUUGCAUCUUUGGUAAAAAAGAUACAAAUUUUGUAAUUACUACUUUGCUAAUGUGGUUACAUCAUGCGCAUUAGUUUGUUAUUUGGAGCAAAUGCUGAACUGAAUGGGUGAAGUAUGUAAGAAUCUUCUUCUUCUUCACUUUUAAGUUUGCCACAAAAGCUUACAGUAGAGGUGGUCUAAAACCAAUUUACAAAAUGGUUUUCCCUUUAAUCAGUAAUUAAGCAUACUUACCAUUAUGACGAACCUGCUGGAUAUACCAGUUCAAACAUUCUGAUAGUAAUUUCUCUUUUAGAGAGGAUUGUAUAACCAGAUAGGUUAAUUCAUGGCUUAUGCCAAAGGAAAAUGGCAAUGAAACAUCCAUUAAAAUUUAUGCAGGAGAAACUCUAAAGAAAAGCCUAAACAUAUUUGAACACUUCUAAGCAAUUCAUUCUCUUUUAUACCAGAAAUAAAGAGGAUGUCCAAUAGCCCAUUUCUGAAUAACCUUUGGCCUCUUCAAAGGGAGUUCUGGAGCUCAUCCAAUCAUAUGAACUUAAUUUUUCAUUCACAUGCAAAUUAAGCUCAUUUUGAUUUGAAUGGCUGAGCACCAGGCCUCAUUUUGAAAAAGAGGCCAAAGGUAAUUUGAAAAUGGCAUAGUAACCACUUCAUUACCUUUUCUACUUGACUCCCAAGUUUUUGUAUUUUUGUGGUUGUAAGUGAUAUGUCACUUUAGACUGUAGAUAUGCUUAUCAACUAGUGAUGGGAAAACAAUACUAAGCUCAUUUUCUUAAUUUAUUUCUUUGCGAGCCAUUAUUUUCUUGGAAUUAUGGUAUGCACACCACAUUGACCUUUUAAUGUUAUUGAUAUAUUUUCCCUUUCAUUCAAAGAGGUUGCAUGAGAACCCUAGAUGUUCACUGCAGCUUUGUACAUACACAUCAGCUUGAAAGUGCAAUUUAAAGACAAAGUAAUCUGUCAAAAGAACAUUUAAGAGUAGUUAUUACUGCUUAGGAUAUUUUUUUGUACAGACAGUUACACUGUUAUAACUAGUGAAUGCUCCUCAACCAAAAUGAGAUGAUAAUUUAAUGAAUGUUUUAUGUUAUCCAAAUGCAACUCCAAAUUAUAUGGGUUGUGUCAUAUCUGCUUCUCUGUUCAAUUCUGGUUUGUUAAUUCCUUUGUAUGAAAUCUUCAAAUUAUGUUGUAUUUGUAAAACUCAAGAACUCUUUAAGGGAAAUAAAUUUACACAUUUAAGC